AUGUCAGUAUCAUCACCGAAAACAUCCCGCUUCGCAUUCGGUACCCGCUCUCCACCUCUCCACUCCCGUCCCUCCACAUCCAGCCAAGUCUCCCUCACCUCCCUCUUCGCCGGGAAUACCUCCAUCUCCACCGACCCCUCACAACCACUAUCUGAUUCUCGGUCUUUUAUCGCUCAGGCAUUUGUGCCGCAUGUUGCGUUUCUGGCUAGUUCGGAUGCGGAUGAGAUAGCGAGGGAGAAAGGAUGGGAGGAUCUGUUAGAUUUGGUGAGGGUGUUUGGGGAUCAGGUGCAAGGGAAGGUUGGGAUUAGGGAUUCGAGUGGACAGGCUAGUGGAUAUGAGGAUUUUGGGGUGAGGUUUACGACGUUGGGAUCGAGUCGGAGUCCGUUGCAAGCGGGUGGACCGCGAUCGGCAGCUCCUGGAGCUCAGCUGGAUGCGAUUGAGAGGUUGUUGGAGAGACACGUGAGGGAAUAUGGAGAUCACCUCGCACAGACACAACUUGGACUUUCAGAAACCUCGUCGAUAUCGUCUUCUACGGCACCUUCCGUGACUGAACGCGACGAUGGGGGGACUGCCGUCCAAAUAUACCCACAUUUUCUCCGUCGGGUGUUUUCUUCGUUACCCGUCGCUACCCACGAAACAUUUGCACAUCCAGUCGCUUGUGUACUUGCUGUGUCAUCGCGGCAUCCGGAUCCAAUAUCGGGGUUUACGGGGUUGUACACUCGAUGCGCACAAACACCGAUGCCGGUAUGGGUGGAUAGAGGUUACCUGCGGUACUACCUGCUGGUGCACGAUGAGGACAAGGACGACUUGGAGGAAAGCAUUAAGGUGUUCGAGCGCAUAAAGCGGCAGUUUGGGCUCAAUUGCUGGAUGGUUCGCAUCAAUUCACGGAUGAUGUACGGUUCUGACGACGACGUACUUCCUGUUCCGCAGUCACUCUGGAUGCCAGCCCAGGCCUCGUUGGACCACUUGGACAAACCAAAGGACGAAGAACGCUACCUCUCCAUCCCGGAUGCCGAUGCUCUUAAGGCAUUCGUACGGCAUCUCACGACGGAAGCACUUGUGCCCUUCAUGGAACGGCAGAUUCAGACAUGGGAUCAGACAAUUGUCGGACCACGCCGUGGCCUGACUGGUCGUCUGUCUUCCCUCUCUCGGCGCUACUUCGGCUCCGCGCCCUCCACGCGCACCUCCUCCCCUUCUCAUACCUCAUACGACCCGUCAACAGGCUCAUACCCACCCACCUCCCCGGAAGCUCAAAUGCGCAAAAUGGCUGACUGGGCAUUCAUGCUGCGUGACUGGAAACUGGCGAAUUCGACAUACGAAAUGCUACGGAAGGAGUUCAGUAGUGAGAAAGCGUUCGGACAGCAAGCAGGUGCACAGGAGAUGUACGCCAUUACGCAUUUGAUGAUGCUCCAACCUCUCAGUGCACGAACACGGCAGGAGAUUUUGGAUCCGGCUGUGGACUCCGCGCUAUAUUCCUACUUGACUCGGUCGAAUAGUCCAUAUGCUGCGCUGAGAUUGUUACUUAGUGUCAUCGAGCUAUUGAGGGUCAGGCCGGGAAGCAGCCAAGACGCAGCGGCAUUAUGGACUAUCAAACUCCUCUCACUACAACCACCACUCCUUCCACCUUACGCACACGCACUCAUGGUCGACCGCGUGGCAAAUAUCUACUUCAACAAGAAUCUGUCUCCAUCAUCUAGCCUGCCGUUCGGUAGCCGAAGACGGAAAGCAGCGAUGUGGGCCGUGCUUGCCGCUGAGGCAUGGUUGGGAGUUGAGGAGGGAAAGAAGGUUGCAGAAGUUGCGAGGCGGUGUGCAAAGAGGGCUGGGAGGCAGUUUGAGGGGAACGCGUGGGAUGAGAUCAGUUUUCAUAUUCGGAAGUUAAUCGAGCGGACUAGCACUGGAGAGCAGAAGGGUACCAGUGUAGGAGAUGAACUGGAGGAGAAGAUGGAGAAGAUGGCGGUGCAGGAGGCGGUUGUGGAUGGAGAGAAAGUUGAAGUAUGA
Molecule: messenger RNA, 1998 nt
Organism: Saitoella complicata NRRL Y-17804
Lineage: Eukaryota; Fungi; Ascomycota; Saitoellomycetes; Saitoellales; Saitoellaceae
Exons: 1
Coding region: 1-1998 (665 amino acids)
Biological process (GO): endoplasmic reticulum to Golgi vesicle-mediated transport; protein localization to phagophore assembly site
Cellular component (GO): cytoplasmic vesicle; TRAPPIII protein complex; phagophore assembly site
Source: RefSeq, a predicted model, not a curated record